Molecule: messenger RNA, 1042 nt
Organism: Phodopus roborovskii (desert hamster)
Lineage: Eukaryota; Metazoa; Chordata; Mammalia; Rodentia; Cricetidae
Gene: Rhebl1
Product: RHEB like 1
Exons: 8
Coding region: 73-624 (183 amino acids)
Biological process (GO): small GTPase-mediated signal transduction
Cellular component (GO): plasma membrane
Molecular function (GO): GTPase activity; GDP binding; GTP binding
Source: RefSeq, a predicted model, not a curated record
CCUAAACCUCAGCUGGUUGUUCGGGCUCUCUCGGCCCGCGCUCCUGGGAGGCCCUCGGGGCGGCGCCUUGUCAUGCCGCUGGUGCGCUACAGGAAGGUGGCCAUCCUCGGGUACCGCUCCGUAGGGAAGACAUCUUUGGCACAUCAAUUUGUGGAAGGCGAAUUCCUGGAAGGCUACGAUCCUACAGUGGAGAAUACUUACAGCAAGACAGUGACUCUUGGCAAAGAUGAGUUUCAUCUACAUCUAGUGGAUACAGCAGGGCAGGAUGAGUACAGCAUUCUGCCCUAUUCAUUCAUUAUCGGGGUCCAUGGUUACGUGCUUGUGUAUUCUGUCACCUCUCUGCAUAGCUUCCAAAUCAUUAAGAGUCUGUACCAAAAGCUACAUGAAGGCCAUGGUGAAACUCGGCUGCCUGUGGUACUUGUGGGGAACAAGGCAGAUCUCUCUCCAGACAGAGAGGUGCAGGCAAUUCAAGGGAAGAAGCUAGCAGAGUCCUGGGGUGCUACGUUUAUGGAAUCAUCUGCUAGAGAGAAUCAGUUAACUCAAGAUAUUUUCAUCAAAGUCAUCGAGGAAAUCGCCCGUGUGGAGAAUUCUUAUGGGCAAGACCGCCGAUGCUAUCUUAUGUGAGCUCUCAGCAUGGAGUAGAUUGUUUCUGCUGUAGGCGUUUUCCAGCCUGCAGUCAGGGGCAGACCCUCAGGACUUAACUUGUGUGGUUGCCAACUAUGUUCCUGGUCCUGUGGGCAUACUGUGUGGUGCCCUCAUUUUUGCACACUCAUCCCAAGUUCUGAUAACCUGGAUGUUAAUGUUUACAAAGGGGCAAGGCGUCUCAUGGACACUGGCUUCUAACUCCUUGUUUUUUAAAAUUAACUUUUAUAAUAUGUACAGUUGGAUAUGAUAUGAAUCUUGAGCACUCAUUAUCCAGGACCCACCCUCCUGGGUAGUUUUUGGGUGUUGGUUAGGUAAGAGCAUUGGUUGCUUGGCAGUUCUGAAGUAGAACUGGCUCCUGGGGUGACAGUGUGUAUUUGCAAAUAAACUGAGAAAUCUU